AUGGAGACAAGGUACACGACCGGUGUUCACGUGACUAGAAGUUUAUCAGAUUGUGGCUCAGCAGCAACAUAUGGAAGUGAAGAGAUGGUAAUAAGGAAAGGUCCAUGGACAGAGGAAGAGGAUUCUGUUCUGAUCAACUACAUCACUGUCCACGGAGAAAGUCAGUGGAACUCCGUCGCUCGCUGUGCAGGUCUAAAGCGAACGGGCAAAAGCUGCAGACUAAGAUGGUUGAACUACUUGCGUCCAAAUGUUCGACGUGGGAACAUCACCCUUCAAGAACAGCUCUUGAUUCUUGACCUCCAUUUCCGAUGGGGAAAUAGGUGGUCAAAAAUAGCAGAACAAUUGCCUGGCAGAACAGACAAUGAGAUCAAGAACUAUUGGAGGACCAGAGUAGUGAAGCAAGCUAAGCAACUCAAAUGUGAUGUCAAUAGCAAACAAUUCAGGGACACUUUGCGUCUUGUAUGGAUGCCCCGCUUGAUGGAGCAGAUCCAGGCCUCUUGUGGGACUGGUCCUUCCCAUGGUCAAGCCCAAACCACCUUAUGCAACACUCAAGCACACAGUGAAUCAUGUGGACCAAAUCUCCGCAUGUUGUCUGUGGCUUCAUCGUACUCAACAGGAGUUGAUGUUCAAGCUCCCUCUCUCUCUGAUUCAAGCGUGUCUUACAAUUUAAUGGGUGGUGGUAAUUGGCCAGAGAAUGCAGAAAAGGGACCCACAUCCACCCCAUGGCAGCAGAGGGACUACUCGGACAAUGGUUUUGGUGGUGCAGACUUGUGGACGGAUGAAAACUUGUGGUUCUUGCAACAACAGCUUGCUGAUGAUCUAUGA
Messenger RNA from Gastrolobium bilobum, 825 nucleotides. Its product is annotated as transcription factor MYB78-like. Gene Ontology annotation, molecular function: DNA-binding transcription factor activity; sequence-specific DNA binding. NCBI's taxonomy places the organism in Eukaryota, Viridiplantae, Streptophyta, Magnoliopsida, Fabales, Fabaceae. The record is from RefSeq and is a predicted model, not a curated record. The coding region runs from base 1 to 825 and encodes 274 amino acids. The transcript is spliced from 3 exons. Gene Ontology annotation, biological process: regulation of DNA-templated transcription. Gene Ontology annotation, cellular component: nucleus.